AUGGCGAGCGGAUUCGGCGCGCGCGGGAGCGAGGGGCGGUGCGCCCCGCUCUGGCGGGAGUUCGCGCGCUGCGUGAACGACGCGGACGAUCGAAGCGCGUGUUUCAAGUUCCGGGAGGAUUACGUCGAGUGUUUGCAUCACAGGAAGGAGUACACGCGAGAGAACGCGGUGGCGGCGGAGCGGCGGAGGCGAAACGAUGAGACGUUGGAGGGCUUGGUGCACGAGAUGCGCACGAUGUCGUGGGUGAAAGAUCCGAAGUACGCGCCGAAGGAGUGA
Ostreococcus tauri is the source of this 276-nucleotide messenger RNA. Its product is annotated as unnamed product. Gene Ontology annotation, biological process: mitochondrial respiratory chain complex I assembly. The coding region runs from base 1 to 276 and encodes 91 amino acids. NCBI's taxonomy places the organism in Eukaryota, Viridiplantae, Chlorophyta, Mamiellophyceae, Mamiellales, Bathycoccaceae. The record is from RefSeq and is a predicted model, not a curated record. The transcript has 2 exons.